This is a messenger RNA of Leptidea sinapis, 3542 nucleotides long. Its product is annotated as lipase member I-like. The coding region runs from base 52 to 1080 and encodes 342 amino acids. The transcript has 7 exons. The record is from RefSeq and is a predicted model, not a curated record. Gene Ontology annotation, molecular function: lipase activity. NCBI's taxonomy places the organism in Eukaryota, Metazoa, Arthropoda, Insecta, Lepidoptera, Pieridae.
UCUGAUUGUAUUAUCAUUUCAGUCCGCGCUGUUACCUCACUGCAUCAAGCAAUGUCACGGAAUGGCUUAUACAAAAUCAUAUAUUUUUUCGGAAUUAUACAAAUAAGUGAACUUGCCUGGUUACGAUGCUAUAAGGGCUCGAUUGACAACUACGUCGUCGCCAAGUUAGAAGAGCCAAUCCCUUUAUCAAACUCGAGUUGCUUCAAUCGCGACCUACCUACAGUUGUCUACACGUUUGGGUACAGAGGAAGAACGGAUGGACCGGCUACCACGGCCGUUCUCAACGCUUACAUAGCCACAAAUAAACGGAACGUUCUUUUAUUGGAUUGGGAGAAUGAAGCUCGGAGUGGAGUCUUGGGCAUACCGCUGGGAUACGUCAUGUACGCUUUGCCGAACAGUAAACGGGUUGGUCAGCAAUUGGGAAGUGCCCUAUUAAAUAUGCACAAAGCAGGCUUCUCUUUGAGACAGUUCCAUCUGAUCGGACAUUCGCUUGGAGCACACCUAUUAGGGUACACGGGAAGAUGGAUUCGAGAGCAUGGACAAGUUAUACCAAGAAUAACAGGAUUAGAUCCAGCAAGAUCGAUGUUCGAAGGAUUCUUCGCUAUUCAGACGGGACUCGACAAAACUUGUGCGAAGUUCGUAGAUAUUAUUCAUUCAAAUCCCGGGAACUACGGAACGACGCAGUCUACAGGAACGGUGGAUAUUUGGCCAAAUUACUCGCCAUCAGACGGCAUGCAACCAGGAUGCCCAGGUGGAAAGCAUGAAAUGUUUAGUAUGGAGGAUCUCUGCAGCCACAACCGAGCCUGGAUGUUACUUGUUGAAUCUUUAAGAAACGGAACAGCAUUUCCGACAGCAGCCGCCGAAUCUUAUGAGCAAUGGCUUGCAGCAGACCAUUACACCAAUGUCAGCACAUAUUUGGGCGAUUUGGUCAACACAAGAGCUCAUGGAGAUUUUUACUUAUCAACAAACGCAGAAUCGCCCUUCAGUAGAGGCCUAGAAGGUUUGAAGCCAGAAUACCGAACGAGGGUAGAACGACAACCGGCAACCUCGGAUAUAACACAGUACUUGAAGCUAAGAUAAAUAUUUUUAUGUAGAUAAUCGCUACUGUAAUCCAGUUAAACCAUGUCCAAUUUACGUGAAAAAAACAUGUAUGCAAUUUACAGGUGGUAGAAGUGAAACCUUCAAAAAUUUUGCCUUCGAGAUGGUCAGCACUUGUAUAAUAAUUGUAACAUGUGCAUUGUGCUUGAACCUCUAAACUGCAUAUGAAGUCCUGGUACAUGUUGCUAGUAUAACACAUGAUUUCAACCGCUAUGUAAGACAUUACUACCACCGCUACCAUGUUUAUGUUCUCCUGUGUCUAUGUAGUAAUAGAUUGUGCGCACGACGCUACGUCUGAAUAUAUUAAGGUGUAUACCUCUAAAUCUAAUCUCUUCUUCGACUAUGAUCGCCUUGUACCAAAACUUUGUAUAAUGCUGAAUACCUCAUUUUCUCCCACGUUAAAUCUUAUGAAUUUAUAUUUUCUGUCUCUUUUUACAGUCGCUUUUUUGUUUCAUCGACUUUCAAAUUACAACGAUGCUAAAUGAUGAACUUUUCACUUCAAAAAGCCGAACGGUUGUUUGUUGACCAACUUCAAAAAGGAGGAAAUAGUUUCUAGUUAAGUAACUUUCGCGCGUUGCAACAGAUGGAAUCUUGAGUGACGUCAGCAGUACUUAAUUUGCAAACAGUAGAUAGAUACUUUUUAUUAGUUUUUAAAAAAAAAAAGUAUCUGCAUAUAUCUGACGUCACUAAGAUGGCGGCCUAUCCCCGUCAUAACGCGCGGGGACUAUAUGUCAGAAGUCUGUCAUUUUUAAACGAUUUGCGAAGUGAAACUCUGCCUCUAUUGACAGGUUGAACGGAGAACUUUGUAUUUUUAAUUAGCAUAAGGUACUAUUUUACCUUAUCUUUCUCAAUUACCUUAAUAGUUAAUGAAGUAAUUUUUUAAUUUUAUUUGACGUACCCACAGAAAUAUUUUACAAUCAAGUAUGUAACUAUAAUGUAUGUUUAUUGUUUAAUGUGUAAGCUUAGAUAAUUUAUACGUCUAGAUAGAGCGUCUUGCUGUUAGGCAACGCAUGAUAGCAGGCAGGAUUGCUUUAGUAUGCAUGUCAAGCUACGUCUUUGAUCUUACACAAUAUGCGAAAUGUUACUAAUUUUGUUUUAGUGGGCCUGCGUUUCUUUAAAUAGAGGUUAACAGUUCGUCGCUAUUUUUUUCGAUGUGCUCAAGGCUGUCACAGUAUAGAUAUAUAAAUUAACUAAGUACGUGACGGUGACUAAAGAAAGCUAACGAACGCAAGAGAAAGACUGUGCGUGUACGGAUCACCGGAAGUGAGUUAAAGAGAGCUACACUCGGAAGUUAACUCUGGAGGCUUUAGCUACGCUCAUACGAUCUCAUAGCUACGAUCUAAAAUGACACCUAUGACGUAACAAACAUUUAUUGUCUAAGUGGAUAAUCUUCCAUUACAAAACCUCGAACUAAUGUUUUCAUACAAAUUUCAACGUACCUAAGUAACAAAUUCAAAUAAUUUUAAUGAUUAGGCACUGACCUGUUUAAAUACCACUGGACAGGCUGUUCCAUAUGUUUGACAGCAAAUUUUUUGUGCCCAUUUGAAGCGCCACUCGCGAGCGUUCAGAGAACUAAUGUUGACGUAUAAUAAAAAUGUCUGCGAAGGAACGUACAAUACUCUGAGGUAUUUUUGCAUUUUGAAAUAAUUUCACUCUUUUUCCGUGUUAUUUAUACUUCAGGAAUCAACGUAAUAAAGAGCACAUUUUUUUUGUAAAUAGUUUUCCUAUCGAUGUUUGUUUAGCUGACGCUGUCAUUAUUGGUUUUAGUACCGUAGACUCUCACUACAUGGCCAACAGCACCAAAAUGGCGAAUAUCAAACAGGCACAAAAGCACUUUGACAUAUUCAGUUAUUUCAAAAGAGAAAAAGGCUUGCUUUACUUCGACAUUUUGUGACAAACAACAACUAACAGGAGAUUUAUUUAUUAGUUCGUUUUCUCGCGAAACUCCAACUGAUAAUUAUUGACAGGCUAUUAAAUGGUAUUUGCAAAACUAAUAUCAAUCACUCGGAGCUCGCAGUUCCUUCAACCAACGUGAAUGUGCGCUAGGUUCAUAAUAUAACAUAUGAGGAUGAAAUGAAAUGAGGUGAUUCUAGAAAUGGAAUAAAUGUUUGAGAAGUCAUUACUUUCGUAUCAUCUCUAUCCCAUUUUUUGUCUGUGAUGAAAGUAAGAAGUUACCAGCCUCCCUUCUCCUAAAUGUUUUUAAUCUUCUUCGCUGAAACAUCUUCUCUAUCUAAAUAAUACUUAUUAUAAAGAAAUAUUAAGAAAAUAAUUGUAAUACCUUAAGAUAAUGUACAAUUAGGUAGAAUUUUAUUUUAGUAGGUAAUUAGAACUUUAGAAACGAAUUAUUAUGAAUAUAUUUAGACCAGACUUUUGCAUUUUUAUAAUUAUUAUUACAAUAAUUGCUGUAAUUGUAAUUUAAUUUUACAAUUAAACGUUAAAAUAUC